Messenger RNA from Ostreococcus lucimarinus CCE9901, 540 nucleotides. RefSeq lists its product with no specific name. Lineage: Eukaryota; Viridiplantae; Chlorophyta; Mamiellophyceae; Mamiellales; Bathycoccaceae. The coding region runs from base 1 to 540 and encodes 179 amino acids. The transcript has a single exon. The record is from RefSeq and is a predicted model, not a curated record.
AUGAUCGCGCGCGAUCGAACGGUGACGGCGACGACGAGCGAGGUUGAGAGAAGACAAGACGCGCUCAGAGAAUUGCAGACGCGCGCGGAGGAGGCGGCGAGACUCGUGGCGAAAGGAAAGAAAAAGACGCAGCAGAAGAAAAACAACGACGACAAUGACGACGGCGCUAGGCGUCGCGAUCGCGCGUCUUCGUCGAAUUACGACGAGGAGCGCGCGGUGCGUUCGCCGCAAGAAGUUUUACUGCUUCAACGAGAAAUGCUCGACGAACAGGACGAGGCGUUGGACGACUUAUCCGUGGCGGCGGAGCGAACGAAAGACAUCUCACUCGCGGUGAAUGACGAGCUCGAUCUCCACGCCAAGCUUUUAGACGGUUUAGAGGACGACGUCGAAGAUACGCGCGGUCGUUUGCACUUGGCCUCGCGCGCGGUGAAGCGAAUGAUGCGACGAGGCUCCAACUGUCGGCAGUAUUCCAUCGUCGCUCUCGUCCUCGUCGUGUGCGUGCUCAUGCUUUGCUUGAUCAUCAAAUUGCAAGGGCCUUGA